Molecule: messenger RNA, 5423 nt
Organism: Durio zibethinus
Lineage: Eukaryota; Viridiplantae; Streptophyta; Magnoliopsida; Malvales; Malvaceae
Product: ABC transporter C family member 3-like
Biological process (GO): transmembrane transport
Cellular component (GO): membrane
Molecular function (GO): ATP binding; ATP hydrolysis activity; ABC-type transporter activity
Source: RefSeq, a predicted model, not a curated record
AGCAAAUUCAUAUGUAGGAUAGAUUUAUCUAUAAACACAACUGAAACUUGCAAAAACUUAACCAAACAAAAUCUCCUCAAAACAUUCAAAACCCAAGUUUUUCCUUCAAUAGAAACUCCUAAAAGAAUGAAACUUUUUGCUUCAGAAUCAUAUUUACUAAUGAGCUCAGCGACUAGUUUUGAUUUUCUCCUCAAACCCAUUUUUCUUCGUGGGUUUUCUGCAUCAUUACAUGUAGUUUUAUUGCUCUUCUUGUUAGUCUUUUGGGUAGUGAACAGAGUUAAACAUGCUGAUGGGGAAGUUUCAAAGCAGACGUUAAGGCAAAGGAAGUUUUUAUGGUAUAAGCAAACUUUAGCUUGUUGUGUUGUUGUUUCAGCUUUUAACAUUUUCUUGUUUUUGCUAAGUUGUUUUUAUUGGUAUAGAAAUGAUUGGUCUGAGGUAAAGUUAGUGUCUCUUUCUGAUUACGUGGUAAAAAUACUUGCUUGGUGUGCAAUAUGUGUUUAUUUGCAUUAUCAAUUCUCCAAUUCUAGUGAGCAAAAACAGUUCCCCCUUUUGUUGAGGGUAUGGUGGGGGUUUUAUUUUUCAAUAUCAUGUUAUUGUCUUGUUGUAGACGUUCUUCUCUACCAAAACCACGUUUCCUUCCCGAGUCAGUAUAUAGUAUCAGAUGUUUUUUCUGUUGUUACUGGUUUGUUCCUAUGUCUUUUGGGGUUUUUUGCAAGAAAUGAGGGCGAAAAUACCCUCCUUGAGGAGCCCCUCUUGAACGGAGAUUCUAAUGUUAGUAAUGGUGUGGAGUUGAGUAAGAAAAAAGGGGGUGAUACUGUAACCCCAUAUUCCAAUGCUGGUUUUUUCAGCAUUCUUACAUUUUCUUGGAUGGGGCCUCUUAUCGCUGCUGGCAAUAAGAAAACUUUAGACCUUGAGGAUGUUCCUCAGCUAGAUAGCAAUGAUACUGUGGUUGGGGCUUUUCCAAAAUUUAGAAACAGGCUUGAGUCAGCUGAUAGUGAGGGGAGUGGAGUUACAACGCUUAAGCUGGUGAAGGCACUGUUCUUGUUAGCUUGGAAAGAUAUUCUUUGGACGGCUUUGUUUGCGUUCAUGUCCACUGUGGCUUCAUAUGUUGGCCCAUAUCUCAUUGACACUUUUGUUCAGUACCUGAAUGGACAAAGGCAGUUUAAAAAUGAGGGGUAUCUUCUGGUUAUGGCUUUCUUUGUUGCAAAGCUGGUAGAGUGCAUAUCACAGAGGCGCUGGUUUUUUAAGUUGCAGCAAGUUGGACUUAGGCUGAGAGCAGUUCUGGUAGCAAUGAUUUAUAACAAGGGUUUAACCCUUUCAUGCCAGUCAAAGCAGAGCCACACCAGUGGGGAGAUCAUCAAUUUCAUGACUGUUGAUGCAGACAGGGUAGGUGAGUUUAGUUUUUGCAUGCAUGACCUGUGGAUUGCCGCUUUGCAAGUUGCUUUGGCCUUGUUGAUCCUGUUUAAAAACCUUGGGCUAGCAUCCAUUGCAGCUUUUGUUACAACAGUUCUUGUUAUGUUGGUAAAUAUUCCUUUGGGGAAAUUGCUCGAGAAGUUUCAGGACAAGCUGAUGGAGUCAAAAGAUAAAAGGAUGAAGGCAACAUCUGAAAUUUUGAGGAGCAUGAGAAUUCUCAAACUUCAGGGGUGGGAAAUGAAGUUUCUGUCCAAGAUUAUCGGGCUCAGGAAUGUUGAGGAAGGAUGGUUAAAAAGAUUCGUGUAUACCAAUGCCAUCAAUAGUUUUCUUUUCUCUGUUGCACCAUUGUUUGUGUCUGUAACCACAUUUGGUGCUUGUAUUUUUCUAGGAGUUCCACUUGAGUCAGGGAAGAUCCUAUCUGCACUCGCAACAUUCAGGAUUCUUCAAGGGUCAAUCUGCGUUCUUCCUGACACAAUUUCAAUGAUAGCUCAGACAAAGGUGUCUCUUGAUAGAAUUGCUUCAUUCCUUCUGCUUGAUGACUUGCAGUCUGAUGCUAUAGAGAAGCUCCCAAAAGGCAGUUCUGAUACUGCAAUUGAGAUUGUUGAUGGGAAUUUCUCUUGGGAUUUGUCUGCUUCUAUUGCGACACUAAAAGAUAUAAAUUUGAAAGUUUGCCAUGGUAUGAGCGUUGCUGUUUGUGGUACAGUUGGCUCUGGCAAGUCGAGUUUACUUUCCUGUAUUUUGGGGGAAUUACCCAAGAUAUCUGGAACUAUUAAGUUGUGUGGUACAAAGGCCUAUGUUGCUCAGUCGCCUUGGAUACAAAGUGGCACAAUUGAAGAGAACAUAUUGUUUGGUAAGGAGAUGGACAGGGAGAGGUAUGAUAGAGUGCUUGAAGCUUGUACUCUCAAGAAGGAUCUUGAAGUCCUUUCAUUUGGUGAUCAGACAGUUAUUGGCGAGAGGGGGAUUAAUUUGAGUGGUGGACAGAAGCAAAGAAUACAGAUUGCGCGUGCUCUAUACCAAGAUGCUGAUAUCUAUUUGUUUGAUGAUCCUUUCAGUGCAGUGGAUGCUCACACAGGAUCUCAUUUAUUCAAGGAAGUUUUGCUAGGCAUUUUGAGUUCAAGAACAGUGAUUUAUGUCACUCAUCAAGUUGAGUUUUUGCCAGCAGCUGAUCUAAUCUUGGUCAUGAAAGAUGGGAGAAUUAUGCAAGCUGGAAAGUAUAAUGACAUUCUCAAUUCAGGGACUGAGUUUAUGGAACUUGUGGGUGCACAUAAGAAAGCUUUGUCAGCCAUUGAUACUGUUGAAGCAGGACCUCUUUCAGAACAAAUUAUCAGUGAAGGAGAUGGUGCUAUUGGAAGUUCUAAAGGGAAAGUGCUGAAGGAAGGAAACCAAGGUAAUGAGAGUGGUAAAGUAGAAGACAUCGGGCCAAAAGGACAGCUUGUUCAGGAAGAGGAGCGAGAAAAAGGAAAAGUUGGGUUUUCAGUAUAUUGGAAAUAUAUCACAACAGCAUAUGGAGGAGCUCUUGUGCCUUUAGUAUUGCUGGCGAGUAUCCUUUUUCAGUUUUUCCUAAUUGGUAGCAAUUAUUGGAUGGCUUGGGCAUCUCCCGUCUCUGGAGAAGUCAAACCUCGAGUUGGGAGCUUUACACUAAUAAUUGUCUAUUUAGCUUUGGCCAUUGCAAGUGCCUUUUCUGUCCUUGCUAGAGCCAUGUUUAUUAGUACAGCUGGAUACAAAACAGCCACUCUUCUCUUCAAAAAUAUGCAUUUAUGCAUUUUCCGAGCUCCUAUGUCUUUCUUUGAUUCCACACCUAGUGGAAGAAUUCUAAACAGAGCUUCUACAGAUCAAAAUGCAGUGGAUUUGAACAUUCCAUACCAAGUUGCGGGAUUCGCCAUUUCAAUUAUCAAUCUUCUUGGAAUCAUUGUUGUGAUGUCUCAGGUUGCUUGGCAGAUAUUCAUCAUUUUUAUCCCUGUGGUUGCUACCAGCAUUUGGUACCAGCAAUAUUACAUAUCUUCUGCACGAGAACUUGCAAGGUUGGUUGGAAUAUCUAAAGCUCCAGUAAUACAGCAUUUUGCUGAAACGAUUUUAGGAGCAACAACUAUCAGGAGCUUUGAUCAAGAAUCAAGAUUCCAAGAGACAAACAUGAUAUUGACUGACUGCUAUUCUUGUCCAAAAUUUCAUGUUGCUGGUGCAAAGGAAUGGCUGUGCUUCCGCCUGGACAUGUUGUCUUCUAUUACUUUUGCAUUCUGUCUGUUCUUUUUGAUCUCUAUACCAGAUGAAGUUAUUGAUCCGGCCAUUGCGGGGUUAGCUGUGACAUAUGGACUCAAUCUAAAUUUAUUGCAAACUUGGGUAGUAUGGAAUAUUUGCAAUAUGGAGAAUCAAAUAAUAUCUGUUGAGAGAAUGCUUCAGUACAGUAGCAUUCCUAGCGAACCUGCGCUUGUGAUAGAAAGUAAUCGCCCGGAACAUUCUUGGCCAUUUCAUGGAGAAGUUAAUAUUCUUGGUCUGCAGGUGCGAUAUGCCCCACACAUGCCACUGGUCUUGCGAGGCCUGACAUGCACAUUUCUGGGAGGUUUAAAAACUGGCAUUGUAGGGAGAACAGGAAGUGGUAAAUCAACUCUCAUACAAACACUUUUCCGGAUUGUUGAACCUGCGGCAGGCCAGAUUAUAAUUGAUGGUGUCAAUAUCUCAUCAAUUGGACUGCAUGAUUUGCGGUCAAGACUCAGCAUCAUUCCUCAGGAUCCUACCAUGUUUGAAGGGACUGUACGGAGCAACUUAGAUCCUCUUGAAGAGUUCACAGAUGAAGAGAUUUGGGAGGCAUUGGAUAAGUGCCAACUUGGGGAUGAAGUUAGAAACAAGGAAAGCCGGCUAGAUUCUUCGGUUAGUGAGAAUGGAGAUAAUUGGAGCAUGGGGCAAAGGCAGCUGGUCUGUCUGGGCCGUGUGCUGCUCAAGAAAAGUAAGAUCUUAGUGCUUGAUGAAGCUACCGCAUCCGUUGAUACAGCUACUGAUAAUCUGAUUCAGACAACCUUAAGGGAGCACUUUUCUGACUGUACAGUCAUAACAAUUGCCCACCGGAUAACUUCUGUUCUUGAUAGUGAUAUGGUUCUGCUUCUAAGUCAUGGACUUAUUGAAGAAUAUGACUCUCCAGCUAGAUUGCUAGAGAAUAAGUCUUCGUCUUUUGCACAGCUUGUAGCAGAGUACACUGCGAGAUCAGAUUCAAGUUCAGAAAAGCUUGACUGAAUCGGAUGUCUACAAAAACAACUGUUACAUUUGAUUUUCACACUAUAUUAACAAAAGAUUAAUAGGAUGAAGCAAACUUAGUGCUCAUUCUGUAACUCUUCUUAUCUAAGUAAAUAAGAUGUCACACCUCUUUCUACAUUCUUUUUUAUGGUAAGGAGUUAGCAGAUGAAAAAUAGUAUUCAUGUAUGCUAUCAGAACGAAUUUAGGCUAGCAAUUGCUUUCUUAAUAUCAAAAGCUGGAGAAAAUGGAGAGAAUUGGAGCAUGGAUCAGAGACAACAAGUCUGUCUAGUUUGUGUGUGCUACUCUAAGAAAGCAAUAUAGAUAACUCUUAGGCAUCAUUGAGUGUGCUACUUGAUGAAAGCUACUGCAUCAAUGGAUACAACUGUAGAAGACUCUUAGGCAACACCUUUCUGCCUCCACUGUCUCAUGGGAUGACUUCUGUUCUUGAUAGUGGCAUUAUGUUUCGUUUAUUGAGUAGAUGAUUUUAAGUUUAUUUUUUACUUCCUUUGGUACAACAAAAACUUGGUGGAUGGCGUGAAGGUAUAUGAUUCUCCAACAAGGUUGCUGGAGAACAAGUCAUGCUUAUUUUCCAAGCUCAUAAGAGACAACUGAGGGACCAGAUAAAUCAGAAAACAGUACUGUUCUUGAUAGUAUUAAUUUGAAAACAUGUUAAUGUCCCAUGGAUUCCUGUUUCCAGUUUCCAUUUAGAUUUUGUUAUUGUUGUUUCUAACAUAAUAUUGCCGCAACUUAGCACCAAUGAAAGAAAAGGGGAGAAUGAAAAAUCC